AUGCAGAAACUCUCCCUGUCUGGAAAUCAUAGUUGCAAUAACAGUGUUUUAUCCAGUAGCAAAACGCCAACCAGAGUAGAAAAUAAAAAGGGAAAGAAAACACCAUCCAAAAAUAAGUCACCAGGGCGAUCAACCACUCCUACACCUAACAAAGCAUCGAAAACACCAAACAAAGCAGAUAGAUUUAUUCCUUCAAGAAGCAAUUCUAACUAUGACUUAUGUCAUUACAUGUUGAGCAGAGAUGAAGAUAAAAACAAAAUUGAAGAGCUUGCAGUACAAUCUGCUACAAGUGAAGCUAUUGGUAGAGCUCUCACAGACACUGAGCCAGGAAAACUAUUACAGUAUAACUGCAAGGCCCCUGCGGCUCCUGAAGGAUAUAAUAACAGGCUCCGUGUUGUAUAUUCCCAGGCAAAAGUACCAUCUUCAGUUAAGAAUACAACAAGAUAUAUUCCACAAGCACCAGAUAGGAUUCUUGAUGCCCCUGAUAUUUUGGAUGAUUAUUAUUUGAAUUUAGUGGACUGGAGUGCAUCAAACAUACUUGCAGUUGCACUAGGGAACUCUGUGUACCUAUGGAAUGCAGGUACAGGACAAAUAGAGCAACUAUUGACUUUAGAAGGAACCGAGACUGUUUGUUCAGUUGCUUGGGUGCAAGGAGGAGGCAGUCAUUUAGCAGUAGGCACUUCCUCUGCCACUGUUGAGUUAUGGGAUUGUGAAAAAAUUAAAAGAUUAAGGAUAAUGGACGGUCACGAGGGCCGCGUGGGCGCGCUGGCGUGGAACCUGUACGUGCUGUCGAGCGGCGCGCGCGACGGCCGCGUGGUACACCACGACGUGCGCCAGCGUGAUCACGUCGUCGCCGCGCUGGCGGCGCACACGCAGGAGAUAUGUGGACUUAAAUGGUCUCCAGAUGGCAAAUACUUGGCUUCAGGUGGCAACGAUAAUUUACUCAAUGUUUGGCCCAUUGCUCAAGGACAGCAUUAUUCUCAACCACAAUAUUUAUACUCCUUCAACCAGCACCUAGCGGCAGUGAAGGGCCUCGCGUGGUGUCCAUGGAGCGCGGGCGUGCUGGCGUCGGGCGGCGGCACCGCAGACCGCACCAUCCGCCUAUGGAACAUCAACACCGGCGCUAACAUCAACACUGUCGACACCAAGUCGCAGGUGUGCUCAAUCCAAUGGAGCACUCACUACAAGGAGCUGAUAUCCGGCCACGGCUACGCUCAGAACCAGCUGACCAUCUGGAAGUACCCGGCGCUGACGCGCGUGGCCGAGCUGCACGGGCACGUGGCGCGCGUGCUGCACCUCGCGCUGUCGCCCGACGGCACCACCGUGCUGUCCGCCGGCGCCGACGAGACGCUGCGCCUCUGGAAAUGCUUCAUGUUAGAUCCUUCAAAGAAAAAAGAACCGACUGACUCCAAGGCAACUAAAUCGCUACUUAAUAUGAACUCAUUGAUUCGA
Messenger RNA from Brenthis ino (lesser marbled fritillary), 1452 nucleotides. Lineage: Eukaryota; Metazoa; Arthropoda; Insecta; Lepidoptera; Nymphalidae. The record is from the annotation of a GenBank genome assembly.